This is a messenger RNA of Capronia coronata CBS 617.96, 1701 nucleotides long. RefSeq lists its product as uncharacterized. The transcript has 2 exons. The record is from RefSeq and is a predicted model, not a curated record. The coding region runs from base 1 to 1701 and encodes 566 amino acids. Gene Ontology annotation, molecular function: transcription cis-regulatory region binding; DNA-binding transcription factor activity. Gene Ontology annotation, biological process: positive regulation of transcription by RNA polymerase II. Lineage: Eukaryota; Fungi; Ascomycota; Eurotiomycetes; Chaetothyriales; Herpotrichiellaceae. Gene Ontology annotation, cellular component: nucleus.
AUGCUACAUGUUCUCGAACAACGUGUAAAGGUCCUUGUCCGGGAUUCCACGGCGAGCACUGGGCCCUUUUCAGUCUUCCAGGCCAGCCCUGUGAGCAUUGUGAGUGACGCUGGCGGCCAUUAUGAUGACGAUAAUGAAGAAAAUGAAGAACUCGAAAAGGCAACGCAUGAUCAAAGCGCGUUGCAUCAAAGAGAAGAAGAAGAGCGUAGUAUCAUCACCAGCAGAAAUAUUUGCAUUGACCCUGAGACCGAAAGCGGCCAUUCUACGUCUGCGUCCACAUCUGCGUCUACAUGGCAUACGAUCGCACUGCCGCGUCCCCCCAACCGGUUCUUCCCCUUCCCAUUGGAGCCUUCCCAAGACUCGGACUCAAGUCCUCUGGUGCAGGAACUCUUAUCUCACUACCUGCUCCGGAUUGCCGACAUUGGCCAGGUGAUCAACCACCCGCAAAACAUUUUUCGUUCCAUCUAUGCACGGUAUGCGAUGCAAGUGUGGACACAGCCUCUUUUCACCACCGAACCUCUACCUCGGGCCACCUUUUCCAGUCAUCAAGCCAUCUUCUGCUCUAUCAUCUCGACCGCGGCGUAUCAUCGGCGGGGUUUACGCUCGCGCAAACAUCCCCAUCGCGAGUUCUACGACCGAGUGGGUAGCGUCUAUCGGCUGCGCGCCUUGCAACAUCUGCAACAGGCAAUCGCCGAACCUUCUACACACGCCGAAGCCUAUUGUGCGAUCCUGUCGGCUAUUCUCACACUGGUGAAUUUAGAUGUCAUGGAGGGGAGCUUGACCGGGUUCUUCGCGCACCUCCACGGUUGCCAUGAGAUUCGGUAUUUGGGGAUCCUGCAGUCGCCACAAGCCGAUUCCAUGCGACCUCGCGCACGACAGCUCGAGAUCAGUUCCAUCUUCAUGGACACCAUCGCAUUGACGACGGCCAACCAUCUAGACAUCAUGUUUGGCUUUCCCGCAUACUCCAGCAAGCCGAUCCUCUUGGACACGCCCUUCACCACGACCGACAUUUUCCUGGAACACAGCUACGGCGUGACCGCGUCGGUGGCUUCCAUGGUCUACGUGACCAACAAGAUCUGGUUGUAUGCGCAAUCGCGCACCAAUUUCCAAGACCUUUCUCCUGCCGAGGUCGACGCCAGCCUCACGAGUCUGACCGAGCAGCUCGACACCUGGUCUCCGGCCUCGGAAACUUAUGCGUCCGUGGCCGUCGGUGACACGUGGACCAACUCGUUGUUGAAAUUCUUGUCGACCGCCUUUCACUGUGCCGCCCGCAUCUACUUUCUGUCGUGCUUUAGGCUAGAGUUGCAUCCCUCCCGCCGCGACCCGUCGUCCAUGCUCGCCCACUUGUCCGAGCUCACGCUCCAGGCGUUGGAGCAAUCCGACCGCGCAAGACCCCCCAAUUCAAGAGCCGGCGCUUCUGCUUCUCUCUCGUGGCCCGCUUUCGUCGCCGCGUGCGAGGCGCCCCCGACGGCGCGGCCGAGAUGGACUCGAUACUGGCAGACCCUCCUGAAGCACCAGAUUGGCACCCAGCAAGCCGCAUGGGAAACUGUGCAAGAGGUCUGGAGGAGGAGAGACAGACCCGGCAGAGGCACUCAUGUCUCCGAGACGCCCAUCUUGGCCCGCCUGGGAACCACUCAAGUCAUUGAGCCAAGUUGGGCGAGCGUCAUCAGAGACAAUGGGAUCGCAAUUAUUGCCAUGUAG